Melampsora larici-populina 98AG31 is the source of this 1770-nucleotide messenger RNA. RefSeq lists its product as uncharacterized. The record is from RefSeq and is a predicted model, not a curated record. Bases 56 to 1063 code for a protein of 335 amino acids. The transcript has 6 exons. Lineage: Eukaryota; Fungi; Basidiomycota; Pucciniomycetes; Pucciniales; Melampsoraceae.
UACCCUUCAACUCAAUUCACUUCAUUCUCCAAUCUACCCUUCAAAUCAAACAAACAUGACUCAAGUCUUGGCUCCAGCUCCAGUUCCUGAAGCUGUCUUAUUAUCUCCUCCUACUUUACCAUCAAAUCAAAAUCAAUCAUCUCUCAAUCAAAACAAUCAUGUCAAUCUCGAUUUACGGAACUAUAGGAUCACCAUCGAUCGUGAAUCAUUAAUGGAAUUACCUGAAAGUGUACUACUUUGUCUUUUUCCUAAUGGUUUCGUCUUCAAUCAACGUCAACAACAAACCAAUUCUUAUCCUCAAAAUCAAUCGAGAUUUAUUCAAGAUCAUGGUGUCACUCUAGAUGAUGUAGAAGAUGAUGAUGAUGUUUAUUAUGUCGAUUUCGAUGGUGCAUGUUUAUCGUUCAUUCUUAAAUUCUUCAACGAAUCUCGUAUCUCUUACUAUGGAACCGAUCCUCCACCACAAGAUUCACCGGCUCCUCCUCAACAAUUACCUUCUCCACUUUUCUACAAACAAGCUAUCAUUGUACUUCGUGAAGAACUUGAAUACUUUGCUGUACCAUCUCAUAAACCAGAUGAUGGAUCAGAUCCUCAUACUUAUCAAUUGAAGAAACUUUGUGGUGAUCAAAUAUUAGAGAGACGUAGUAUCUUCACACCUCUUCAACGGAACAUCAAUCGUGAAAACAAUGUGGCUGAACAACAUCUAAUCGAUAUGUUGUGCAUGAGUGGUUUCAAUCGAGAAGAUGAAUGGGGAUACCGGUCUAUCGAACCUCGAAGAUGUUGUAUCACCUCACUUGCUCUUGUGCUUCUCAAAACAGGUAUCACUCAUGAUCACCCACCUGGACACCCAUCCACCGGACCUCAAAGUCCUACUCAGAUGAAUCCUCGGGUCAGCAAUCAGCAACUUACAACGGCUCAAAAACUCUUGUUGUUCUGGCGAAAACCUGCCCGAAAAUGUUGGUGGGAUGCUACGGAGGUCUCCUUGCCUAUUCCAAAGCAGGAGAAGCCUUUGGAUGUGAAACUUUGGGCUCGAAGGGUUUGGACGCUCGAGUUAAGCUUGAUUUGAUCUUCCUUUUUUUCUUCUUGCUCGUUUGUAGUUCUUGUGGCGGAUCGGCUGCUUUGAUCUAUGUUUUGUCUUUAUCAUGGCACCCUUUCUUUUUGUUUGCAUGAUACCUGCUUUUCAUUUCACUUUUAAUCUCAUGAAGCAUGUUGUGAUCCCUCUUUGUCAGUAUUCUCAUUCUAUUCACUCUUCAUGAACACAUCAUCCCAAGUAUGAUGUUUUUCGAGAGGUAUAGUUUGUUGGGUUUUACUAUAUGUUUGCCCCCCUGGAUCUCACCAGUUCACAUUUUGACUUCUUUUCUUCAAUUAUGUUCAAUUUUCAUUUCACUUAGCUCUAGUUUUCUUUCUCUUCUUUUUUCUAUUCAAUUCUGAAAUAAGUCUUGUUUCAAUCAAUGAUUUCUAUCCAUCAUUUUUCAAUGCGCGGAAGUUGAUUUUUUUUCAAUUUGUAUACAUUUAUCUAUCUUUUCUUUUUCCAUUUAUUAAUGUGUUUUUUCUUACUACUCUUUUCAAUACUUUCUCUUAUUGCUUAUUGCUUAUUGUGUUCGAGUUCAUUUUUGUCAUUUUUUUUUCUUUUAUAGGUGCUUGUUAUCUGUACAAAGUCAUUUUUUUCUUUGGAAGUCUCUUUCUUGUGAUAUUGAAGUACUCUGAAUCAUCAGUCAGUAUUGUGGUACAUAGUAGUUUUUUCUUUAAAGAAAUAUAAUUUGAUAUAAGGGU